Molecule: messenger RNA, 2727 nt
Organism: Bacidia gigantensis
Lineage: Eukaryota; Fungi; Ascomycota; Lecanoromycetes; Lecanorales; Ramalinaceae
Exons: 7
Coding region: 1-2727 (908 amino acids)
Source: RefSeq, a predicted model, not a curated record
AUGCCUGGCUAUCCACCUCCAGAAGCCCAAAUGAACGGCAAUUCACAGCCACAUGGGCUUCCGAUCCAUCCUCAUGAUCAGGGCGGACCGUCGCUGGCGCCCGCUUACCAUGAUGGAUACCAAGCGUCACCGGUGACUGGGGGACCGCCCCCGUACGGUGGGAUACCUUAUGGCCCUCCCAUGGGGCAGCAGGGUCUUCGCCCAAAGAAAGGGAACCGCGCCACACAGAGUGUUGCCCCUCAAAAGAUGGAUCGUGCGAAUCAACAAAUCCUUGACCAACUUGAAGCCCAGCAGAAGGACCUGAAAGACGUCAAGGAUGAUUUCAAAGACGUCAAAGAGGAUUUUGGAAGCAAGCUUGAGCGUAUUGAACAAAUUCUAUUUGCGCAAUUUCCAAACGCUAAGGCAGUAAAGCUUAGAGAGCAAACAGAUUCGAAAGCGGACGUCCAACAAUCACAGAAGCCCUUCAUCACUCCUAAAGAUCACAAAGUGGAUGACGCGAGUCCUCAUAGUUCUUUCCACACCAGCACAUCUGAGUCGAGCGGCAAAGAGAACCUACCUUCUGUCGAAAGGCAGAACGCCAUUCACAUUGAACACAAUACCGCUGCACAAAAAUUGUUUCGCUGGCCCUCGAUAUAUGCUUUGCUUCAAAGAUGCAAAGGAUUUGAUUUCUCGGAAGCUUUCGAAGACUACGUUUUCAAGACAGAAUUGAACAAGGGUCCGCUGCAUCUGUACGGAAGAGGUCAGGGUCCCGAUAACGAGACGAAUCGAUCAAGCCCAAGCAGCGUGGGCCCCAGCGCUGCUGUUGCAAGUCCAGCUACUAGUGCAAACAGCGUGUUAUCUGACGAAGCUUCCGACGCAUCGAGCCCAGCUUCUUCCAUUGACCUUAUAUGGGGCCAUGGAUUCAACCCAUUUGUUGGUGACUCCACACGGGAAAGCGUGAUGGGUGGGCUCUGUGCCGACAAUACUCCUAAGCUCGACUCGAGGACAGUCAAUAAUCUUCAUCAAAGUUAUUUGCAAAAUAUGCAAGUCAUGCAUCCAAUUCUCGACGAGAAUGUUCUUACCAAGAUCAUGGAACAAUUCAAGCGCCGGUACAGUGGUCCUGCUGAGAGUGGCUCGUCAAAGGCUGCGUUUGCAGUACCAGCUCCAAAUGCUAAUGUGGAUGCUUUGAGAGACUCUACGGGCUUUAAUAAGCCGAUUAAACGAAAGCAUUCCGAUCAGCAAUUCUGGGGAGAGGGCGGCACAGGGCAAGCUCCUUUAAACCCAAAGCCUAUGCUGGAGCGCUCGCCAACGACCGCCCUCGUAUUGCUGGUCUUGGCUUUAGGUAAGAUUUGCGACUCGCGUGACUGGCUACAAGGCCCUAUUGCAGUCAGUCGAAAGGAGCAGACCAACCCUACAGGCAUAUCAUAUGCUGGUAGUACUGGGACAGAUUCGCCGCCCCCACAAGCCAUCAGACUUUCACCAUCAGUCAACCCGGCUGCCUCACCAGCUGGUCUUGCUCGCAAUCACCUAAGCCCUCGCUCUUCUGUUAGCGAUCUGCCCCCGCGUCAGAAGAACCUCGACAUCAUUCCUGGGUUGGCAUAUUAUGCGCAAGCUACUGAUAUAUUGGGCAAUAUGACCGGCUCUCAUGACAUAGCAUACGUUCAGUGUUGCAUACUGGCUGGACUUUACGCUGGCCAGUUGGCAAACUCUGUUGAGAGUCUUGCAUGGAUACAGUGUGCAGCAAGAGGUUGCUCCAUAUUAGCUCGAGACCCUUCACUACCAAAACUCUCUACAGCAAGGCAGAAUUCUGUUCGCCUGGCUUUUUACACCGCCUCGCAAUUGGAAAGUGACAUACUUGCGGAGAUAGAUCUUCCACCAAGCGGUAUCAGGAAACUCGACAGCGUUCCAUAUCCCGACGGAUACUACCCAGAUGAUGUAGAAAUAUCAUCCGAUGAUCAAAGCAAGAGUCUCGUCAUGCAGUUCUACAGCUACCAGCUACACCUGCGAAAGCUCCUUGAUUGGAUCCAACUAGAAGUCUACCCGCCAGGUCAAGGACUGACAGAAUCUGCCCGAAAUGGCAACAUCCGUAUGGUCUUCAACGAGUGGUUAGAGAAGUGGCAGUCAAUGCUUCCCUCUGAUAUCAAAUGGGUGGAUGACGACAUACUGCCAAGAACAAUCAACGCUGCUCGACUUCGAGGGAAGUACUACGGAGCGCUUUACAUCAUCAAUAGGCCGAUGAUUCACUACGCACUUGAGCUUGAAGCCAAAGGAGAGCUCGACGCUUACAUGGCGGCUCGCGACGGCGAGCAGAGCAGUGGCAACAUGGGACCUCCCAAGAGCCCAUCCAACGGCUUCCUUGACGAUGUCAUAUUCUCUGCUAAGACCGCUAUUGAAGCGGCGGUUUCAAGCACUAUAGCGUUUGAUGGAGCCAUGGAUCUCAAGCGCUUGAUCGUAACCAAUAUCUUUGGGACAGCGCAUGCGCAAUUCGGCAACAUGCUGGUUUUAUCCGCAGUCUACAAGUCGAAAUAUCUUAAACGCUUCAUACAGAAUUCACGGAUGAACAGCACUCCGAAGAAGCAUAUGGAGCAUUUAUUCUGGCGGACGACCAAUUUUCUGAAUCGUUUGAAACCAAUAUCCCCAACUCUGGCGCAGGAUUGCAGCAUCCUGCACUCCUUGCGUGAGGUUGUUUUCGAGGGUGAUGAUGAUGAUCUCCCUUCGAAUCCAACAACGUCAUCUUCCUUUGGCUGA